Messenger RNA from Cajanus cajan (pigeon pea), 990 nucleotides. RefSeq names its product PAR1 protein. The record is from RefSeq and is a predicted model, not a curated record. NCBI's taxonomy places the organism in Eukaryota, Viridiplantae, Streptophyta, Magnoliopsida, Fabales, Fabaceae.
UAGUCCCUUCCCAAAAUCAUUGUGCCCAUUUCUUCUCAUUACAUACACAACACAACACACACUUUGCUCCCUCUUUCACAAAACAACAAUAUCUCCAUUUCAAACAAACUACAACCAUGUCUUUCUCUACCAAAUUGCCUUUGGUCCUUUUACUUUCAUCCCUCUUCAUCCAUGCAUCUUUGGGUGAGAUGGUGUGUGAGGACUUGCCAAAGGAAGUGUGUGCUUUCUCAGUAGCUUCUUCAGGGAAGAGAUGUUUGUUGGAGACGGAGAAGGCGGCGGACGGCGGCGUGGAGUACCAAUGCCGGACGUCGGAAGUGGUGGUGGAGAGAAUGGCUGAGUACAUAGAGACAGACCAAUGUGUGGAGGCAUGUGGUGUUGAUAGAAACUCUGUUGGGAUUUCUUCUGAUGCCUUCUUUGAGCCUCAAUUCACUGGCAAACUUUGCUCUCCAUCAUGUUACCAGAAGUGCCCCAACAUUGUUGACCUUUUCUUCAACUUGGCUGCAGGAGAGGGGGUGUUUUUGCCAGAACUGUGUGAGAAGCACAAGACUAACCCUCGUCGUGCCAUGAUUGAGCUUGUGAGUUCUGGAGCUGCCCCUGGCCCUGUUUCUGAUGUGUCAGAGGACAUUGUGGCAGCACCUGCACCUUCUCCCCUGUAAUUUUGGUCCCUUCAAAUCCACUCUUCCUUUGCAGAGAUGCUGUGAAUUGAGGCAACCAAUUAUAAUUAUACUAUUAUUGUGUUAUUAUAUUAGAAGAUGGAGGGAAUAUGGCUUCAUUCUUAUGUGUUGGGUUCCGAUUAAUGUAAUAAUCAACAUUGAGAUGGACAUGGUGUUCAUAGGUUUAUGUUAUGUUGUUGUUUUUCCAAAUUUUCCAAAUUUUGGAGUUCAGGAAUUGGAAUUGUUUCUGCUUAGUAUUUUCAUUUGAGAGCUACAAAUAAGUUGAACUAUGUCUCAAUAAGUGCUACUACAUAAAUAUUCUUUUGAUUGGUUAUAA